Python bivittatus (Burmese python) is the source of this 9867-nucleotide messenger RNA. NCBI's taxonomy places the organism in Eukaryota, Metazoa, Chordata, Lepidosauria, Squamata, Pythonidae. The record is from RefSeq and is a predicted model, not a curated record.
ACAGGAAGAUUUAAAAUGUAUUGUAAAUAUUGUGAUACAGUUAUCAAUAAACUAAUGUUAUUGGGGUUUUUUCAGGGUUUUGACCCACCACAUCAGAGUGAUAAUCGAACUAUUUAUAUUGCAAAUCGUUUCCCCCAGCAUGGCCAUUAUGUUCCGCAGAAGUUUGCAGAAAACAGAAUAAUCUCCUCUAAGUAUACAGUGUGGAAUUUUGUGCCCAAAAAUUUAUUUGAGCAGUUUAGAAGAGUAGCCAAUUUUUAUUUUCUUAUAAUAUUUUUGGUUCAGCUUAUGAUAGAUACUCCUACCAGUCCAGUUACAAGUGGAUUGCCAUUGUUUUUUGUUAUAACUGUGACAGCCAUAAAGCAGGGUUAUGAAGAUUGGUUACGGCACAAAGCAGACAAUGAAGUGAAUGGAGCUCCAGUUUAUGUUGUUCGCAGUGGUGGCCUUGUAAAAACAAGAUCAAAGAACAUCCGGGUAGGAGAUAUUGUGAGAGUAGCCAAAGAUGAAACUUUCCCUGCUGAUCUUGUACUUCUGUCAUCUGAUAGAGAACAUGGCUGUUGCUAUGUUACUACUGCAAGUUUGGAUGGAGAAACUAAUCUUAAGACACACAUUGCAGUCCCAGAAACUGCAGUGUUGCAGUCAGUUGCCAAUCUGGACAAACUUGUAGCUGUUAUUGAAUGCCAGCAACCAGAAGCAGAUCUUUACAGAUUUGUUGGGCGUAUAACCAUAAGUCAACAAAUUGAGGAAAUAGUACGACCACUUGGACCCGAAAGUCUUCUACUUCGUGGAGCAAGGUUGAAAAACACUAAAGAAAUUUUUGGUGUUGCUGUGUAUACAGGAAUGGAAACAAAGAUGGCAUUGAAUUAUAAGAGCAAAUCACAGAAACGAUCAGCAGUAGAGAAGUCUAUGAAUUCUUUUUUGAUUAUCUAUCUAAUAAUCCUCCUUUUUGAAGCUGUCUUAAGUACAAUAUUGAAAUAUGCCUGGCAGUCUGAAGAGAAGUGGAAUGAACCUUGGUAUAACCAGCAAACUGAUCAUGAAAGAAACAGCAGUAAGAUCUUGAGCUUCAUUUCAGAUUUUCUUGCUUUCCUGGUGCUGUACAACUUUAUUAUACCCAUUUCACUUUAUGUGACUGUUGAGAUGCAGAAAUUUCUUGGGUCUUUUUUUAUUGGUUGGGACCUUGACCUCUAUCAUGAAGAAACAAAUGAAAAGGCCCAAGUGAAUACUUCAGACCUCAAUGAAGAACUGGGACAGGUGGAGUAUGUAUUUACAGAUAAAACUGGUACAUUAACAGAAAAUGUGAUGCAGUUUCGGGAGUGUUCCAUUAAUGGUCUCAAAUACCAAGAAAUCAAUGGCAGAUUAGUUCCCGAAGGGUUGAUAGAAGACUUUCCAGAUGGAGUACAGCCCAGUCUUACACAUGAGGAAGAACUCUUCCUGAAAGCUCUUUGUCUCUGUCAUACAGUGCAGAUUAAUAAUGACCAAACUGAUGGCAUUUGUGACAGCCCAUGGCGUAGCAAUGGUCUACCAUCUCAGUUGGAGUAUUAUGCCUCCUCCCCAGAUGAAAAAGCUCUAGUUGAAGCUGCUCGCAGGGUUGGCGUUGUGUUUACUGGGGCAAGUGCAGAAAGCAUGGAGCUUAAAAGCUGCGGAAAGCCAGAAAGGUAUAAAUUACUAUAUGUACUGGACUUUGAUGCCAAUCGUAGGAGAAUGAGUGUGAUUGUAGAAAGUCCAUCAGGUGAAAAACUCUUAUUUACCAAAGGAGCAGAAUCUGCUAUUCUUCCUUGCAGUAAAAGUGGUGAGGUAGAAAAAACAAGAAUUCAUGUGGAUGAAUUUGCAUUGAAAGGAUUAAGAACUCUUUGUGUAGCUUACAGAAAAUUCACAGAUGAGGAGUAUAAAGAAGUGGAGAAACGUCUUUUUGAAGCAAAAACUGCCUUACAGCAACGAGAAGAACAGUUGGCAGAUGUAUAUAACUUUAUUGAAAAAGACUUGGAAUUACUUGGAGCUACAGGAGUAGAAGACAAGCUGCAAGAUAAAGUCCAGGAAACCAUAGAAGCUCUCCGACUGGCAGGUAUUAAAGUGUGGGUGCUUACUGGAGACAAGCAUGAAACAGCAGUAAGCGUUAGCUUAUCAUGUGGACACUUCCACAGAACCAUGAAUAUCCUGGAAUUAGUGCAGCACAAAUCAGACAGUACAUGUGCGGAGCAAUUGAGACAACUAGCCAAGAGAAUAAAAGAUGACCACGUAAUCCAGCACGGGCUGGUAGUGGAUGGAACCAGUCUCUCCCUUGCCCUCAGGCAACACGAGAAACUCUUCAUGGAGGUCUGCAGAAAUUGCUCUGCUGUGCUGUGCUGUCGCAUGGCACCUCUGCAGAAAGCAAAGGUUGUUCGGCUGCUGAAAACAUCUCCAGAGAAGCCUAUCACAUUAGCUAUCGGAGAUGGAGCUAAUGAUGUGAGCAUGAUACAAGAAGCUCAUGUUGGCAUAGGUAUCAUGGGCAAAGAAGGCAGACAAGCUGUAAGAAACAGUGACUAUGCAAUAGCAAGAUUUAAAUUCCUCUCUAAGUUGCUUUUUGUCCAUGGCCACCUUUACUAUAUUAGGGUAGCGACCCUUGUACAGUACUUUUUUUACAAGAAUGUGUGUUUUAUUACACCACAGUUUUUAUAUCAAUUCUUCUGUUUGUUUUCACAACAAACUCUGUACGACAGCGUGUACCUAACUUUGUACAACAUUUGUUUCACUUCCCUGCCAAUCCUUAUGUAUAGUCUUUUUGAACAGCACGUACAUCCUCACGUAUUACACAGCAAGCCAGCACUCUACCGAGACAUCAGUAAAAAUGCCCAUUUGGGCUUUAAGCCUUUCCUCUACUGGACCUUCUUAGGAUUUUUUCAUGCAUUUGUUUUCUUCUUUGGCUCCUAUCUUCUGAUGGGAAAAGACACUUCAUUGCUAGGAAAUGGCCAGAUGUUUGGAAAUUGGACCUUUGGUACUCUGGUCUUCACAGUCAUGGUUAUAACAGUUACAAUGAAGAUGGCAAUAGAGACUCACUUUUGGACUUGGAUAAAUCAUUUUGUUACUUGGGGGUCCAUUGUGUUUUACUUCAUCUUUUCCUUAUUCUAUGGUGGAAUAAUCUGGCCAUUUUUGCAUACCCAAGACAUGUACUUUGUAUUUGUUCAGUUGUUGUCCAGCGGCUCUGCUUGGUUUGCCAUAAUCAUCAUAGUUGUCACUUGUUUAUUUCUUGAUGUUGUGAAAAAAGUGUUGUACAGACACCUGCAGCCCACAAGUACAGAAAAAGCCCAGAUGUACUCCAGCAGAGUUGCUUUAAGUGACGAAUGCAUCGCACUACAGCCAUUGUCCAGGGCAACGAGUCAGCUGAGCAAAAUUAGCUUACUGAGACAGGUCCAGGUAUCAACUGCUUGGAGUCCAUGUGUUGCCUCUCAGAUGGGGAACCAGCCUGCACAUCUCUUAGAAGAAUGUUGGAACGAAUAAUGGGACGAUGCAGCCCAACCCGAGUCAACAGAUCAUGGAGCUCUACGGAACCUUUCUGUACCAGCGACCGAAGCUUCUUGACGUUAUCCACAAUGGACUCAAUUACUUGAGACUUUUCUCAGUGCCUUGUGGAAAUCCAUGACAUCUUUGUUGUAGCAAAUCUGCCACCCCCUUACAGCAUCUUAUUUCAAUGUCAUGGGCAGGUUCAUAUAUUGAAAGAAAAGGAAGAUUUAAGCUUGGUAUUUGCCACAAACUCUGUUGAAAAACUGAUCAUUGAAGUUGAAACAUUAACAUUGUUUAGAUGGAUACUCUUAAUUUUCCAUGGUCAUAUUAAUCAAGAAAAUAAUAAUAUGCUAGAAUCUCUUCAGAAAAGAGAUUGCUUUGGUUCCCAGAUAUCCACAACUAAUGAUCAAAAUAUGAAUGGUGUUGCUAAAUUGAGAAACCAUAACCUCCUUCUCCACAAGCUGAAUAGAUCCUCCUUCAUAAAUUGUCUUAGCUAAAUCUGAAAGAUUUUGAACAUGGAAAAAAAAAUCUUAAGGAAGCUGUUAAAUAAAUUAGCUUUAUUUCUGGACAUUCAUGAUUCCAAUUUGAGGAAAGGGAUACUUUUUGGGGUAUUACUUUUCUUUUCCCCCCACCCCCAACUAUGUAUUUAAUCAUAUUAUACUCUUGUUGAGAGCACUUAAGAAUUCUCCCUGAUUUUGCAGGGGCGGCAAAAAUACACAGCAGCGCAUGUACAUAGUUUAUAUCGAAUGAACUGCAUGCUGUUCAGGACAAUAAACGAGAUUAUGGCCUUGGCAUAAAGAAGUUGCGUCUUUCAAUUCUCGAUCUAAAUCGAACAGUGCUUGUGGGCCAAAUGCCACAAAAGGAGACUGAAAGCCAUAACCCCCGUCUCUCCUUCCCACAUUUUUCCAAUAAUGUAUUGGAGGGAGACGAAAAAGCACUGCAUUUGCUAUUGACACUCCAGGCCCACAUCUGUGGCUGCAGAGAACAUGUCAUUGAGCACUUUUUUUUCUUUUUCUUUUUUUUGCCGGCAGUGAUUUUCAUGAUGCAAGAUUGCUUCUCUGGGUACCUGCAGAUCAGUUAUAAGGUCAUCUUUCCCACCCCAAGAUUUGGGAGGCAGCUGCCCCAUCCUUGUGGGUGCCUGCUUCCAAAAAUUAACCAGUUUUCAUAAACUCCACUGUGUAACACUCUGAACUGGCCAUAUACUUGCAUGGCUUUUAGGAAUGGCAACUACUUUUAUGUUAUUUUCCCCCAUUAUGAGCAGAGAGGAUGAUUCAGUAUGACAGUGUUUUUCAAACUUGGGAACUUUAAGAUGUGUGGACUUCAACUCCCAGAAUUCCCCAGUCAGCAUGCUGGCUGGGGAGUUCUGGGAAUUGAAAUCCACACACCUUAAAGUUACCAAGUUUGAAAAUCACUGCAAUAUGACAGUAGCCUUCUGACAGAGUGCCAUUCAAGGGCAUGGACAAAGCAGAACUUUUCAGGGAGUUGCCUCUUACGAUCAGCAGCCUGCACUUGCAUCAGUGUGUGUGAAGUACUUCCCUUAUGCCAAACAUUAUUUACUUGUUUUAUUUCUAUCCUGCCUUUCUACCCAGAGUUCUUAUUUAAAGGAGCGCCAUUUCAUCACUGUCAUAUAUCAUGCAUAUCCAUCAUUUCCAUUCUGGUUUGUCUUUUUUUUUCUCCCCCAAAAUGAAUUGUUAAAGAAUCCAAAUUGAAAAAUUAUCAAACUCCAAGCAUUUAUUAAAAUCCAUGUCAUACGAUUAAUAUUUCCACUUUGGUUUUGUAUGACGUUAGAACUGACCUCUUUUUGUCCACAGAAAGAUGAAUUGACUUAUUCGAAGAUGAACUGACUAUCAUAUUUUUUUAAACUUCCCAUUUCUUUCUCCUCCCUCCUCAGUGUAUGUAAGGGUGCAGAAGAAGCAUACAUUUAAACAAAUUCAGGAAGAGUUUAAGAAUCCAUCUGUCCAAGCCGGGUAUCAUUUUCUGUCUAAGGGGCAAAAGUAACAACAGAGUGAAGACGUGCUUCCUUCUCCUGUUUGUUGUUCUAUGACCAGCAAGACUGGGGUCAAAUGGAAGGAAAGCAGAUGUAUUUUACAUCGGAUCACAAUAACUUUCAUCAUUUCUUUCUAUGAAUGUAUGUGUAUUUUAGUAACUCAUUAUGUUUAUUUCUAGGUUGAGUAUUAGGCCAAAACACAUUGCAGAGCAAAGAAAAGCAAAUGUAGGAGCUCAUGUGAAAUUAAUGAGUUAUAUCAGAUUAGGUGAUAUUAUUAUAACAGUUGAGAUAAGCCAAGGAAGGAAAUAGGCUGAUUUUCCUUCAUUACAUUUUGUAGGGGAGAUGGGAUAUGUUCUUUAAGUCUUUCCAGGGCCUGGAGAGUGUAUAAAGAAAAGAAUGUAACUUUUUUUUCCAAGUCCAGUAACUUUGUGGACAUGGACAGGUAAUUUUCUUGGCAGCUAUACAAAAAAUGGAUUGCCACUGACAUUUUCUGGAAUAGUUUUUCACCAUCCCAGUCCAGGCUACCACUCUGGUAACAUCAUGCCCACUUAAUGUUUUGCUCCACUGCUUUCCUGAGCUGCAGACUCUGCUAUUCUAAAUUAAGAUGUCAUGGGUGAGAUGUUCAUAGAAGAGUCUUGUCCUGGUGAACAAGUGAAGCAUCUUACACAUAGUGCAUGGAAGUGUAGAGGAUUCAGGACAGAAGGAGCUCAAGACAGCCCUUGACAGUGAUGUCAGUGGAGAACUCUGGAAGUACAUCAGAUCUCUGUUGCGCUCAGCAGUUUCUACAUCAGUUGCAGGAGGGGAGGUUAAGUGGUUCAAAAAGCCGCCAUCUCCAUGCUCACUGAAAAUGAAGCAAGUCACAUUUUUCUUUCUGCCAUAAGAUGGCCCAGUAUAGAUUGGCUCUAGGUGAGAUCUUCAUGUCUCAAGUACAUGAAAAGUCUCCUGAUUUCAACCCCAAUUUGUACAGAGUGUGUGAGAAUCACAUUUCCAUUAUGAGGUAGUUUUUCAGUGGGUGCCCUCCAGGUUCUGGAGUAUGUUCUGCGCCACUCUCUUGGGUGGAAGAAGUGGAAGGUUCUGAAAAAUGUUUGUCUAAUUUUUGGUAACUAAAAUCUGUGGUACUUUUACCUUGGGAGACUUCGUGUCUGUUUCAUCUCAGCUGCUGGCAGUGUGGCAUUCAGCGGAUUGAAUUGCUGUACACCUCAGUAUAAUUUAAUUAGAAGGAAUGGAAAGGAGAUGUCCUCCCUUCACGAUAACCUGUAAUAAUCAGGCCGUGUUGCUUUUGUAGAAUGUACAGGGUGCAGUGCAUGCCAUUCCUGAAGACUCAAGAGAUUGACCAGAUUUAAGACCCUCUAUUUCAACGAGGCAUGGUGUCAUUUCAUGUAGAACAAAAGGGUUGGCAAUGGAUGGGGACUGACCAUCCUCCAGCAUGUAGUUGUUUAGAAGAAGAAAUUUAGGAUUGACGUCUGUCCCCAGAUUCAGCCACCAUAUGUACACAAAACUCCCAUUAUAAAUCACUCAGUUAAGGAACUCACUUAUCUGCCCCUUGAUCCUAUAGAGACUGAUGCCUCCUAAAAUUCAAUCCAUUGUCCUUGCAACUAAAAGGGUACUAACUUCCCACCUGCAAAAUGGAUGUCAAGUUAAAUUUGUUCCACAUGAUAUUCAGGUGCUAGACAUUUGGAAGAAUUUCUAGAUGGCAAGAACUGCCAGCCAAUGAAUAGACUGUCCUAUGAAGACUUUUCACUGGAGGCCUUCAAAUGGGCUGGACCAUCAUCUGUCCCAAAGGCUUUAGCAGUUCCUGCACCAAGUAAAGGGCUGAAUUAAAUGACCUUUGAGAUUCCUUCCAACCCUAUAAUUCUAUUGUUUUAUUUCGGUAUGUCCUAUUAAGAAAGGGCUGUUAUAAAUUUUGAUUAGUUUGGCACUUUAAAUAAAGUCAUAUAUGGAAGUGCAGCUGAACUUGUAUAAACUCUGUCAAUAAAACAACCUCACACAAGAAAAAGAUGCAUUUUAGAUUGCUAAACAUUGGCCAGCGAUCCAAAGAAACAUAAGUGUACCUUUUUUAAUUCUAAGUUUUUUUUAGGGUAAAAGGAAUUUGCAUUUGUUUAAAAAUAAUACUCCAGAUUUUCUGUGUUUAACAAGUGAUCAGAAACUUAAUUGUAAAACUUCAAUGUUCAGGCAUAUUCAGUCAUUUCAGUACUGGGUUUAUAUGUCCAGUAAUAAGACAAUUCUCAUGAAAUGAAGUUACACCCAAUUUAUCAGAUUGGCAGCAUACAUAGGUGUAUUUUGUUUUUAAGUAUUAUAUCUCUUGUUCAAUUUUGUGCAUAGGGUUAUUGGCAAGAUUGCUUUCUUGAAUGUUAAGAUUUUGUCUCUAUUUCAGUGAUUAAUAUUAGCUAAGUAACAUGAGUUGCUCGUCUGAAAAUUGGAUUGGUUCAGCUGCUUGGUUUGGUCUUCUGUAGGCACAGAUGAACUGUCCAUCACCGAUCUGAAGUAUACCUCAAGCUAAACCACAGUGUGCUAGUUUUGUUGAACAAUUCACAAUUGUUGGGCAUCCCACAAUAACAUAAACUGUGGCUGAGUAUGAUGCUUGAAUCCAGACCUCUAAGCCAUGCAGCUGUCCUGCUUCUGCUGAAUUCUUCCUAUACCAUUGGCUUCAUAUAGGAAUCUGUAGGUCUUUGGCUACAAAUAAAUUGAUUUAGAACUGCACUUGGAGUGGGUCAGUGGUCCAAAAUAUAUGUUAUAUGGAGAAAUACUCGGGUUCAAUACCAGCUUCACCAGGUAGUGUUGGAAUAGACUCCGCUGAAACUUGAGAAUUCAACUGCUGGAAUAUUAGUAGGUAGUCCUCACUUAACAACCACAACAGGGACCGGCAACUCCAUCAUUAAGCGAUGCAGUCAUUAAGUAAAACACAUACCAGAUUUACGAUGUAAGUUUAGCUGCAGUCAUUAAAUGAAUCACCUAAGCUGAUUGAGACAUCACAUGACCGCAACUUGCAAUUUCACUGCCUGCUUCUCCAUUGACUUUGUCUGAAGCUGGCUGUGAAGAUUGCGAAUGGGGAUCACAUGACUGUGGGAUGCUGCAACCGUCAUAAAUGUGCACUGGUUGCAAAGUACCCAAAUGAUUAUGUGACCACAUGGACGCUACAACAGCUAUAAGCUCAAGGACUGGUCAUAAAGUCACUUUUUCAGCACUGUCAUAACUUCAGUCACUAAACAGGGCAGUCGUUAACUGAGGACUACCUGUAUGGGGACAAAUGCUUUGAUGUGUUAUAGGACAGUUUCUUUUAAUAUAUAUUGUCACUGUGAUAACCCUACUAAUGAAACUCUCACAGGUGCAAUAUGGAGAUUGCAGUUUUUGGACAUGCUAAAGAUCCCCAAUCCUUCUAGAACAGAUCCACUAGAGCAGCUGAAGUAGAAGGCGUGAUUGCAAAGCUGCUUUUAAUUCUUAAUGGUGGAUGGAAUUAAAGGUAGACCCUAGCUCUACAGGCCAAGCUGGUUAUAUCGCUAUGAUUUAAAAAAACGCAGUAAUGUAGAGAUUGCAGCUGCUUUGCACAUGUCCUUUUUUCUUCUGUGUUUUAGAGAUGCUUGAGAUGAAUGCUGAGGCCCUGGCAAGCGGGCUUAAACAAAUGCUUUAAAACUUCAUCCUGGGCUUCAUCUAUAGGCAGUAACAUGCUUAAGUCUGUGGUUUUAUGUGUAUUUAAUCGGAGUAGCUUCCAUUGAACAUAAUCAUACUUAAUUUGGGGAAAAACAUACAGGAUAAUGCUUUAAUUAAUGAAUUGAUUUCAGCAAGAUAUAACUCACUGUCACCAGAUUAGAGCCAAAUGUCUGGUUUUAAGGAAACCCAACAUAAUAAACAGUACUAAUUUUUGUACUUUCAUAAUGAAUGGCCAUUAUUUUUGAGAGAUCUGUGUCAUUUUAGUAGCAGAUUGAGAGAUGUACACACUCCUUUGUUUAGAAAAUUCUAUAUUUUUAAAUUUUAGAUUGCAAAUGAGAUGCUGUUCCCACUAUGCCAAAGAUGGCUUCCUAAAAUGUGCUUGAUUGAUUCUGUCCUUAUGCUCAUGAAGAAUGAACCAUAAUGAUUAUCUGUUUUAAACGAGCAUGAUUGGGUUAACUGGUCUUAAAUUUUGGAAAGACUCCUGAAUAUUCCUGUUGGGAGGAUACAAAGUGCACUCCCUCUUCUUCUGAAUUGCUUUGGCUCAAGUUGUGCGCGUGGAGGGAGCAGAACCAUCUGGAAGCCAGAGCAAUAUCUGGUCUCAAGGACUCUUGACUGCAGACACUCUGGCCACCCACCAUCAUUUUGAGAUGCUUUCUGGCAACAGAGUUGAAUACAGCUUCCUGUACUGCUAUGUCAAUAAGUUGUUAUACAAAAAUUUAUGGAAAUUAUAUUUAUUGAAUAAAACCUUUGACUUUUAA